Vigna radiata var. radiata (mung bean) is the source of this 612-nucleotide messenger RNA. RefSeq names its product putative pectinesterase/pectinesterase inhibitor 22. Gene Ontology annotation, molecular function: pectinesterase activity; pectinesterase inhibitor activity. Lineage: Eukaryota; Viridiplantae; Streptophyta; Magnoliopsida; Fabales; Fabaceae. The coding region runs from base 1 to 612 and encodes 203 amino acids. Gene Ontology annotation, biological process: cell wall modification. The record is from RefSeq and is a predicted model, not a curated record. The transcript is spliced from 2 exons.
AUGAAGGCCACACUCAACGAAGCAACAAUGGGCAUUGACAACAUGAAAAAGAUCACCACAUUCUCCGUCAGCUACCGCAAACAACAAGCUAUAGAAGACUGCAAGGAGCUCUUGCAUUUCUCGGUUUCUGAGCUCGCAUGGUCCUUGGGAGAGAUGAGGAGGAUUCGCGCAGGAGAUACCAACCUGCAAUCCGAGGGAAACCUGGAAGCGUGGCUUAGUGUUGCACUAAGCAACCAAGACACGCGCCUUGAAGGCUUUAAAGGCAUAAACAUACGCCUCAAGAGCUACAUCAGUGGAAGCUUGACACAAGUCACACAACUCAUCAACAAUGUUUUGUCCCUAGCCAAGCCACAUGGUGUUCGUGCGGAUACAGUUGUUGCUUUGGAUGGGAGUGGUCACUGUCGCUCCAUCGCCGAAGCUGUUAAUGUAGCUCCCAGUCAGAGUGAAAGAAGGUAUAUUACUUAUGUGAAAAAGGGACUUUACAAUGAGAAUAUUGACAUAAAGAAGAAGAUGACCAACAUCAUGCUCGUCGGAGAUGGUAUAGGCCAAACCAUUAUCACCAACAAUCGGAAUUUCAUCCAGGGAUGGACCACUUUUCGAGUCCACGUUUGA